Contarinia nasturtii (swede midge) is the source of this 1144-nucleotide messenger RNA. Its product is annotated as U3 small nucleolar ribonucleoprotein protein IMP4. Gene Ontology annotation, molecular function: snoRNA binding; rRNA primary transcript binding. NCBI's taxonomy places the organism in Eukaryota, Metazoa, Arthropoda, Insecta, Diptera, Cecidomyiidae. Bases 146 to 1093 code for a protein of 315 amino acids. Gene Ontology annotation, biological process: rRNA processing. Gene Ontology annotation, cellular component: Mpp10 complex; nucleolus; small-subunit processome. The record is from RefSeq and is a predicted model, not a curated record. The transcript has 2 exons.
AACACCAUUGCUUUGACAGAUAAACAUUGUGGCAGUCUAACAACACGUGCAGAACUUAACAUCGUUUACUCGAAAUAGUUGUAAAUUUGUUAAACCAAAUAAUAAUAUCUUGAAAUAGUAGCGUGAAAAAAAAUCAGUCGAAAAAAUGUUGAGACGGCAGGCACGUUUGCGACGUGAAUAUUUAUACCGUAAAACGGUCGAAGAUAAACACAAACAGUUGCAAGAGAAAAAAGACCGACUGAAGCGAAGUUUAGAGGAAGGCAUCCCAAUUCAUGGUGACCUGAGACGUGAGGCGAUCGGACUUCAGGACAAACUCAAAUGGACCGAUGAAGGGCCAGAAGCAUCCAAAUCGUUGGCUGGAAUAAGUGGUGGUGCAAACACAGUGUCAUCACAAGAUGAUGAGUAUCGGUAUGCAGGCUGUGAGGAUCCAAAAAUUAUGAUCACAACUGCCCGUGAUCCAUCGGCUCGAUUGAAAAUGUUUGUCAAAGAAUUGCGUUUAGUGUUUCCAAAUGCUCAGCGCAUGAAUCGUGGUAACUAUGAAAUGAAACAAUUGGUGCAUGCAGCCCGAGCAAACGAUGUCACCGAUUUGAUAUUCGUGCAUGAACAUCGUGGUGUUCCUGACAAUCUUGUAAUUUGUCAUUUGCCCUACGGACCAACCGCUUACUUUAAUUUAAGCGGUGUCGUAAUGCGACACGAUGUGCCCGACAUUGGACCAAUGAGCGAACAAAAACCACAUUUAGUAUUCCAUAAUUUCAAAACAAAAAUAGCCGAACGUUCGAUGUCAAUUCUAAAAUAUUUGUUUCCGGUGCCAAAAGAGGAUUCAAAACGUGUUAUCACAUUCGCCAAUCAUGAUGAUUAUAUCGCAUUUCGGCAUCACACAUUCCGAAUGGUGAAUGGUGAAACUGAAUUAACCGAAGUCGGUCCACGAUUUCAAUUGAAAUUGUAUCAAAUCAAAUUGGGAACGAUAGACGAAGUUAAAGCAGCCGACACAGAAUGGGUUCUCAAACCAUACAUGAAUACGGCCAACAAACGACGUUUCUUCUCCGAUGAAGAUGGUUGGAAACAAGACGAUGACAUCGAAGUUAAUGAUUAAUUUUAUGGAUGAUUUUUUGGUUUUGAUUUUGAAUAAAAUAUUUACAAUGAA